AUGAGCCCUGGAGAUACAAAGGCAGUAUAUAUAGAGUUUAAUUCGGAAGUUUAUGUAGUAGUUCACCCUACAUCGUCGAUUAAUUCAAUAGAUAUUGACUUUCAAGUUGGUAAUUCUGAAAGCACUCUUAGCGCAGGAGCAAUUGUUGGAAUAGUUAUGGGCACGAUUUGUUGUUUCUUCAUCCUUAUGUGUGGAGCAGUCCCAACAGGUGUAUAUUGUGCUAUUAAGAAAGCCAGAAGGCAUUUAGGAAAUCAAGGAACAGCAAAUAAUCAUGCUGCUACAUCUAUUCAGGUGAAUCCAUCGUCUCAAAUGAAUACCGGUCAAGCUCCUCAGCCUCUCUAUAUUUCUCAUAACACCUCAAUAGCUCAGCCUCCAAGAAUGCAGGGUGACCCAACCACCGACCCAAACAUGGCCUACGACCAAAAUAACACGCUUCAACCCCAAAUAGGAAUUCCCAUUUCCGGAGAAAACAACAGACUUCCCGUAAUAGACGGAAAUCCAAUUGCCCCUGUGCCUAAAGCCAAAAUGGGCUAA
Molecule: messenger RNA, 534 nt
Organism: Moneuplotes crassus
Lineage: Eukaryota; Ciliophora; Spirotrichea; Euplotida; Euplotidae
Source: the annotation of a GenBank genome assembly